AUGAUUCACCCCGACAACGGUUCUAGCAGGAAUCUGCCAAACAAAACCCCUUGCAUGAGUUACUGGCAGCGGACCACUCGCGCAUUUCCGUAUCUCGCUGCUCAUCACAAUGAUCCCGUACCAACUCGCACACAAUACGUGGUGAUCGGCUCUGGGAUCUCAGGAGGACUGACAGCCUUUGAGCUAAUCGAGGCAGGGGUUGCGGGACAGGAUAUCGUGAUUCUUGAGGCUCGAGAGGCAGCGAGUGGUGCCAGUUCACGAAAUGCAGGCCACGUCCGACCGGACGCAUUUCGUGGAUUCAGUGCCUAUGCAAAAGUCCAUGGUCCCGAACAGGCUCUCCGGAUCAUCUCGGACGAGCGUAGAGUGUUGGACAAAGUCAAUGAAUUUGUGGCCAAACAUGGCGUUCAAUGCGACUUCCAUUUAACGUCUACUUUUGACGUCUGUAUGACUCCGGAAUUCGCGGUCUAUGAAGCGGAAAGCUUCCAGCAAUUCAAAGCAGCUGGUGGAGAUGUAUCGCACAUUCGUCUCUACGAAGGUGCGGAAGCGCAGGCAAAGACAAGAAUCCCGGACGCGAUUGCAGCGUACGAGUGGCCGGCUGGUUCGAGUCACCCGGCCAAAUUGGCUCAGUUCUUGCUUGAAUCGGUCAUUGAAAGAGGUGUGAGGCUUUUCACAUUCUGUCCCGCCACUGAGAUUGUCCAGUCCCAAGAUGGGGUUUCAUGGGACGUUCAUACUCCGCGAGGAGCAAUAUGUGCGAAGAGAAUUGUUCACUGCACCAACGCUCAUGCAGCUCUUCUAUUACCCCAGCUGGAGCUCUAUCUUCGGCCCAAUCGCGCCCAGGCCCACUCGCUUAUCCCUACCGUAGCUUUCACGGCCAACAAUGCCCUCCGGCAGACCUUUUCGCUGCGAUACAGUCUUCAUCAUUUCUACUCAUUGAUUCAACGUCAAGAAGAUGGCACGUUGAUCUUGGGGGUCUCCCGCUCAAAUCCGACGUUGAGUGCGGAGACAUUGGCGAGUCGCUAUAGCAUCGACGACUCGCAUUUCAACGACGAAAUUGUCCAAGAUGCCCUCAGUAGCUUCAAGAAGAUAUUUCCAAACUUUUCACAAAAUACCCGAGACAUUCGUGGGGAGGGGUUGGAUCAUGCAUGGUCAGGAAUCAUUGCCAUGACCACUGAUUCAGUUCCGUUUGUCGGUGCCAUCGACUCUCUGCCAGGCCAAUACAUUUGCGCCGGCUUCAAUGGCCAUGGUCAUCUCACAGGAAUGGCACGAAUCUUUACUUGUGCGCCUGGAGUGGUCAAGUUGAUGCUCGGGGGACAAUGGAGCGACACAGGACUACCCGAAUGUUUCCAAUUUACACCCAAACGACUCGCCCGAUUAUUAGGCGGAGACAUCCCAUCAAUAUGGUAG
Penicillium diatomitis is the source of this 1404-nucleotide messenger RNA. Its product is annotated as NAD(P)/FAD-dependent oxidoreductase. NCBI's taxonomy places the organism in Eukaryota, Fungi, Ascomycota, Eurotiomycetes, Eurotiales, Aspergillaceae. Gene Ontology annotation, cellular component: cytoplasm. The coding region runs from base 1 to 1404 and encodes 467 amino acids. Gene Ontology annotation, molecular function: oxidoreductase activity. The record is from RefSeq and is a predicted model, not a curated record. The transcript has 3 exons.